CCGUGGAGAAACAGUCAGUACCCUUCCAGCGAAGUUUGAGCGAGACCAGGCACUCCUCUCUCUCUUCUCUUCUCUUCUCUUCUCUACACGCUCUCACCAACCCACCCAUAGCCAUGGAGAGGCGCAUUCCCUUCAGCUUCCUCCGCACCCCCAGCUGGGACCCCUUCCGCGACUGGUACCAGGGCAGCCGCCUCUUCGACCAGUCCUUCGGCAUGCCCACGCUGGCCGAGGACUUUGCCAACUUCCCCAGCACCCACUGGCCCGGCUACAUCCGCCAGGGCAUGCCCACCAUGCCCGGCAUGCCCGGCGCCGAGAUGCCCGUCUCUCCUCUCAUGGCGCCCACCGCCCAGAUGCCCAUGAUGGCCUCCCCGAUGGCCGCUGGACCUUCCCCUGCCUACGCCCGCGCCCUCUCCAGGCAGCUCAGCUCCGGUAUGUCCGAGAUCAAGCAGUCCGGGGAGAGCUGGAAGGUCAGCCUGGACGUCAACCACUUUGCCCCCGAGGAGAUCGUGGUCAAGACCAAGGACGGCGUGGUGGAGAUCACAGGAAAGCAUGAGGAGAGGAGGGAUGAGCACGGCUACAUUUCCAGAUGCUUCACCAGGAAGUACACACUGCCCCCUGGUGCCGACAUGGAGAAGGUCUGCUCCUCCCUGUCCCCCGAGGGAGUGCUGACGGUGGAGGCCCCCCUGCCCAAGCCCGCCAUCCAGGGCAGCGAGAUCAACAUCCCCGUCAACGUGGAGAAGGGGAGCAUGGUCAAGCACGAGUGAACUAGAGAAACCCUAUAGUCAUUCCCCCACCAGCACCGCAACGCAAAAAUACUAACACACACAGCCGCACACACAUACCAUACCCCCUCUAUACACACAAACACACUCAGAACACAAGCCCUGAAGUUGAAGAGAUGGUUUACAGUACUGGUGCUCGAUGUAGGUCUACAUGUGUUCCUUCUUCAUUACUGACCUCGGGAGAGAGGCAGAGGUUGCAGCUCCACCUGCUCUGCCGGCCCGUGCCAACGUUGCAGCCUGCAGUGGGAGAGGCCGUGGGUGAAGAGAGGUGGCGAAGGGUGCGUCAGACUGUCAGAUCGUCAGCUCCCCCUCCUCUCCGCUGCCUGCCCUAAUGAUGCCACCCCAGCUGGGUGCCCGGAGCUGAGCACAGACUCACACUCGCACAUCUGCACCCAGUGCCAUAUGCCGUACGGCUCUGCAGUAAUUAUACACUUCAUUUAAAUUACUAUCACACACACAAACACACGGACACACACAGGCGUGCUUAGGCACACAGACACACACAACGACACACAGUCAAAGACACAGACACCCAUCCACACACACACACGCACACACACCCUACCUUGAUCAAUCAUUUGCUUGUCAACCGCAACGUCAAGCUCUGCUGUGUGCAAGUGAAUCUGCAUGGGCAGAUGCUUGAAGAGGCAUCCUGAACGCUGUACCAUCCUGAUGCCAUAGCCUCACUCACCGCUUCAGCUUUACAGUGGACAGAAGAGAACAGGGUUGCCAGAUUGUGCCGGGUUCACAAGAUAAUCUGCAGGUGAACAACAUCGUCUUGGGCAGAUCACUACGUGUUAUAGCCGUAUAUGCCAAUGAGAUCUUUCGAGCCCCAGUUCAAAUCGAGCCUAUCUGAGCAUCUGGCAACCCUGGAGAAGAGCUGAGAGAAGCAAUAACCACAGACUUCCACAGACAUGCCACAAACAGACAGUUCCUGGUCUUUCUAGCACUGGUUGGUUCCUCCUUGCCGGCCACUGUGAAGAUGACCUUAAACAGCUAGGCCAACCAAGCUCUGAAAAGCAUGAGCCAAAAAAACAACUGAAAACUUGUGUGUGACAGAUGUUUGCCACAACCUUGUCUUUCUUUGCUUGUUUCAGCCUUUGUUUCUUCUUGCAGAAGAAAUGUUAUUUUUUUCCACCUAAUUUGCUAAAGGUUAAAAACCGCUCUUGCAUGCUAAAGGAGAAUAAACUUUUCCACAAAAAAUACCUGUUCAUUUUAUGUGA
This is a messenger RNA of Engraulis encrasicolus (European anchovy), 2005 nucleotides long. RefSeq names its product heat shock protein, alpha-crystallin-related, 1 (gene hspb1). Gene Ontology annotation, cellular component: nucleus; cytoplasm. The transcript has 3 exons. The record is from RefSeq and is a predicted model, not a curated record. Gene Ontology annotation, biological process: protein refolding; negative regulation of apoptotic process; response to heat. Lineage: Eukaryota; Metazoa; Chordata; Actinopteri; Clupeiformes; Engraulidae. Bases 114 to 764 code for a protein of 216 amino acids.